Messenger RNA from Xyrauchen texanus (razorback sucker), 2570 nucleotides. It is a transcript of the gene fbxo4, whose product is annotated as F-box protein 4. Lineage: Eukaryota; Metazoa; Chordata; Actinopteri; Cypriniformes; Catostomidae. Gene Ontology annotation, biological process: SCF-dependent proteasomal ubiquitin-dependent protein catabolic process; protein polyubiquitination. The record is from RefSeq and is a predicted model, not a curated record. Bases 189 to 1310 code for a protein of 373 amino acids. Gene Ontology annotation, molecular function: protein binding. The transcript is spliced from 7 exons. Gene Ontology annotation, cellular component: SCF ubiquitin ligase complex.
CACACCUAUGAAAUCGUGUAACUUUAACAGUUCCGGGAAAAGCCAAAGCUGAGAUUGCUCAAGCUAAAAUUGUGAUAAAUGUUUUGUUGUAAAGAAAGCGACGUUUGACGUUUCUGUUGUAAUAACAAGCUUGGACACGAAGAAAACUUUUGAAAUUGUUAAAAAGCUAUUACAAAACACUCGCUGGAAUGCUGAGUCGAUCUAUAGUCGUGCAAAGUCUCAGGAGUAUUAGAGAUAUCUUUUUUAAUACAAGACGUCAAAGAAAUGACCAAAGUGAUGCUCAGAAUGAGCCAAAUCAUGACGUCAUCGGACCCUCUCUGGACAAUCUGUCGGUGGACAUGCAGUUUCUCAUUAUGACCUUCCUCUCUCCACAAGACCUCUGCAGACUGGGAGGCACAAGUACAUACUGGCGAUCAAUGGUUAAAGACCCUGUCCUGUGGAAGUACUUCCUGUUGCGUGAUAUGCCACUCUGGCAGUCAGUUGACCAUUUAUCAAUGCCUCAGGUCAAGCUCACUGGCACAUCUGUGCUGGAUGACUCUGAGAUGCAGCAAUUUAAUUAUAUGGCUGAGUAUCUACGGCUCUGCCCAGCAUGUCGCAACCAAUGGCGAUGUCAACCCAGUUCAACAUUUGAGUAUGUGACUUCAUUCUUCCAGUCCCUAGUACCAGUUGCAGAGCCACAGUUCGCCAUGUUCGGUCCCGGACUUGAGCAGUUGGAGGUUUCCCUAAUGAAUAAGAUCAUGCAUUCCCCUGAUGUACUGCCUAUAGCAGGAAUACCUCAACAUCAGAUUGAUGGCAUUGGAUCUGGAAUCAGUUUUAAGUACAAAGAUCAGCACCAAUUCAAUAUUAUAACUUUGUAUUCGACCAACAGGACAGAGAGAGAGAGGGCUCGCCUGGAGCAGCUCAGUCUGCGCAGUAAGCUCUUUGUCUAUCAGGAGGGUAGUGAGUGCAAUACACCCUUAAGUCUCAACCCUAUGUUUAAUGAAGUUUGUCAAGCUGUAAACGGAUUCAUCUUUGUGGCAAAUGCUGAGACAAACAGAGGAUCUAACAGAGAGUGGGAGGAGGAAAGUGCUCAGAUCAGGGUCAUGUUAGACCCUCUGCUAAGCACUGUGUCCCAGCCUAUUCUGGUGCUCUCUUGUGUGUCUAGAGAGACAGCUGACAGACAAAGGAUUCCAUGUGUGACAGUAGCCUAUCAGCUUCAGCUCAGCUCACUGCGCAACCACUGGAUGGUUCAGGACACUACUGCAGAAACGCUAACAGGACUACUGGAUGGUAUUGAUUGGCUACUGAGGCAUUCUGGUGUCAAGCUGUGACCACCAAGACUGUUAUGAAGCUGCACGAUGUAAUGGCCAUUUAAUAGAGGCCUUUCAAACAUCUUACUAUCAGUAACAAGCAAGAUCAGUAACAAGCAAGACACUAUGUACGGUUGUUUAUUUUCCAUCUACCCUAAUGUGGACCAAAUAAAAUUUUGGUAACACUUUCUAUGAAGCCCAUAUUUAUAAUGCAUUGUAAAGGCAUUAUAAUACAUUAGUAAUAUAUCAUAAUACACCUUAUAAUAUGUUAUAACUUCUCAUAAAUAAUUGUAACCACAAUUAUAAUACAUUAUAAUACUUGCCUAUUCAUAGUACUUUAGAGUAUAAUGCAUUACAACACAAGCAACAUAACAUUUUAUCUGCAGAAGUUAUAAUGUAUUACAUACAGGAUAUUUUGUAAUAUAUAUAAUAGGUAUGCUUUAAAUAAAGUGACAAAAGCAAUGCCUUAUAAACAUCCAUAUGAUAUUUGUAAGUGGUAAUAAGAAAUUAUAAGUCAAGCUGGAAGUUAUAUACAUUACACAUGCACAAAAUAACACACAUUCAAUGUACAUUUUGAGAUAUUAAGGAAAACACUUGUAAAGCUACAAGGUUCAAAUAUAUUAGAAGCUCUAAAUGUGUAUGUUGAUCACACAUGUAAACACACCCAAGAAUAAAAACAAAAUCAAACUGAUUGUGUACCGGAUUCAAUAAACUUUAAUGUUUGUGCAUCUUAUUUGGAGACUUAUUUUUAUAAAUAACUUCCAUUAUAUAAGUGUGACUUGUAAUGUAUUGUGUUAUAAGUUUAUGUUAUGGCUGUUUAUAAGAAGAUAUUGCUUUUGUAACUUCACUUAAAGCAGGCAAAGACCACUUAUAAUAUGAUUAUGUCAUACAGAUCUUUGACUGUUUACACUAUACAGCACUUAUAUGUUUAACUUGAACUUCUGCUGCGCUAAAUUGGGAUGUUGCUUGUGUUAUAAUGCAUUAUACUCUAAAAGUAUAACUAUGAAUUGGGAACUUCUUAUAACUAUAGAUAUAAUACAUUAGAAUUACUUAAGAGAAGUUAUAACUUAUUAUAAGGUUUAUUAUGAGACAUUAUAAAUUCAGUAUAAUGCCUUUACAAUUCAUAUAAAUAUAGGCUUCAUAGAAAGUUUUACCAAAUAUUUUUGUAAUAUACUGUACGUAUGCCAUGCACUUAUAUUGGAUUUCAGUCAACACUUUCCUGUAAUACUUUUUACAUGCUGAUUAUUUUUGUUGGGAUUUUUAGCUUAUUAAUUAUUUUGC